Molecule: messenger RNA, 1158 nt
Organism: Jatropha curcas
Lineage: Eukaryota; Viridiplantae; Streptophyta; Magnoliopsida; Malpighiales; Euphorbiaceae
Source: RefSeq, a predicted model, not a curated record
CUUCUCUUCACCAAUCACUCAAAGCCUAUUUCUCUCUCUCUCUCUCUCUCUCUCUUGGUUUGCUACUUUCUUAGUUCUUUCUUAUUGUUUGCUUCUCAAUUUUAUUUUUUGGUUCUUAUUAGGUACUUUUCUCCUUGGAUUCAAAUGGCUCUCUCUCUCUCUCUCUCUCUCUCUUGGUUUGCUACUUUCUUAGUUCUUUCUUAUUGUUUGCUUCUCAAUUUUAUUUUUUGGUUCUUAUUAGGUACUUUUCUCCUUGGAUUCAAAUGGCUACUGUUGAGGUAGUAUCGGCACAAACUGCACUUUCAGAGGAAAAAGCAGAAGAAGUGAAGGCUUCAGAGACUGUCACUCAAGUAACAGAUCAGUCAGUUACUGAUGAAAAACCAGACACAGGAGAAAAGAAGGAAGAACAAGAAGAAGUUGCAGGAACUAAAGAAGAAGCUGUAGAACCAGAACCAGAAGUUGCAACUGAAGUAGUGGUGGAAACUAAAGAAGUAGUAGAAGAUGAGACCAAAACUGUAACAGAAGAGCCCCCAUCGGAGAAAACUGAAGAAGAAACUCCUAAGGAAACAGAACCAGAAAAAGAAGAAACUCCUAAGGAAACAGAACCAGAAAAAGAAGAAAAGGAAUCCCCAAAAGAAACAGUAACUGAGGAGACUGUUGCUGAGGAGACUACUAAAGAGACCACUGAGAGUACUGAGACAACAACUCCGGCGCCAGAACCGGCACCGGAAGCUGCCGUUGAAGCUCCUAAGGAAGAAGGUGAAGCGAAAGCUGAGUAAUGGGUACUUGUGCUGUGUAGAGGCUGUUUGUUUCUGGCUGUAUGCCAACUUGAAUGUUUCUUGAAUUUUCUAUCUUUCUUUAAUUAGCUUUUUUUUUUUAUUGGGUUAAAUAAGAGAUUUAAGAGAGUUAUGUUAGAUUAAUGGGUCCUACUUGGAUUGGACCAAUGGGAACUCACCACAUGGCAGACAUGCAUUGGUAGACUCAACAUGGAGAUGUUUUUGGGUUGGGUCUAUAGUGGGGAGGUGUGCCUGUUGGUUCCAAUCUGCAAGUUCAUGAAUUUUAUAUGUUAUAAAGAUGCUUGUAACAAUAGUAUUAAGAAGAAUAAAAUAGUAGUGUAUCUUGGUACUUUUCUUUAAUAAUAAUUGUGUCCAGUUUCAA